Choloepus didactylus (southern two-toed sloth) is the source of this 1543-nucleotide messenger RNA. RefSeq names its product G protein-coupled receptor 152 (gene GPR152). Lineage: Eukaryota; Metazoa; Chordata; Mammalia; Pilosa; Megalonychidae. The record is from RefSeq and is a predicted model, not a curated record. Gene Ontology annotation, cellular component: membrane. Gene Ontology annotation, biological process: G protein-coupled receptor signaling pathway. The coding region runs from base 1 to 1500 and encodes 499 amino acids. The transcript has a single exon. Gene Ontology annotation, molecular function: G protein-coupled receptor activity.
AUGGAAGCCAGCCUGGGCGCCGCUGGCCACAGGCCCCGCACAGAGCUCGACGAUGAGGACUACUACCCCCAGGGUGGCUGGGACAUGGUCUUUCUGGUGGCCCUGCUGCUCCUGGGGCUGCCAGCCAAUGGGCUGAUGGCGUGGCUGGCCGGGUCCCAGGCCCGGCACGGAGCGGGCACACGCCUUGCCCUGCUCCUGCUCAGCUUGGCCCUCUCCGACUUUUUGUUCCUGGUGGCGGCAGCCUUCCAGAUCUUGGAGAUCCAGCAUGGAGGACACUGGCCACUGGGGACGGCCGCCUGCCGCUUGUACUACUUCCUGUGGGGUGUGUCCUACUCCUCCGGCCUCUUCCUGCUGGCGGCCCUCAGCCUGGACCGCUGCCUGCUGGCACUGUGCCCCCGCGGGUACCUGGGGCGCCGCCCCGCCCGCCUGCCCCUCUGGGUCUGCGCCGGGGUCUGGGUACUGGCCACACUCUUCAGCGUGCCCUGGCUGGUUUUCCCCGAGGCCGCCGUCUGGUGGGACGACUUGGUCAUCUGCCUGGACUUCUGGGACAGCGAGGAGCUGCCGCUGCGGAUGCUCGAAAUCCUGGGGGGCUUCCUGCCGUUCUUCCUGCUACUCGUCUGCCACGCGCUCACCCAGGCCGCCGCCUGCCGCACCUGCCGCCACCAGCCGUUCAGGCCCACGGCCCGCCGUGGCUUCGCCCGCGUGGCCAAGACCAUCCUGUCGGCCUACGUGGUCCUGCGGCUGCCCUACCAGCUGGCGCAGCUGCUGUACCUGGCCUUCCUGUGGGAUAUCUACCCCGGCUACCUGCUGUGGGAGGCCCUGGUCUACUCCGACUACCUGAUCCUGCUCAACAGCUGCCUCAGCCCCUUCCUCUGCCUCCUGGCCAGUGCCGACCUCCGGGCCCUGCUGCACUCGGUGCUGUCCUCCUUCGCUGCUGCUGUCUGCGAGGAACAGCCCAGAAGCAUCACGCCCGCCGAGCCGCAGACCCAAGUGGAUUCUGUGGGCCAGACUCUGCCAAGGUUAACAUCUGUGGCCCAGCCACCGGUGAACCCCACAGCCCAGCCACAGUCAGAUUCCGUGGCCCAACAACAGUCAGAUUCCAUGGCCCAGCCACCGGUGAACCCCACGGCCCAGCCACAGUUGGAUUCCGUGGCCCAGCCACCGGUGAACCCCACGGCCCAGCCACAGUUGGAUUCCAUGGCCCAACCACAGUCAGAUUCCGUGGCCCAGCCACCGGUAAACCCCAUGGCCCAACCACAGUCGGAUUCCGUGGCCCAACCACCAAUGAACCCCACGGCCCUGCCACAGUCAAAUUCUGAGACCCAGAACCCUGGACCCAGUGCCAGCUCAGCCCCCAGCCCCUCUGAUGAGCCCUCUGCUGCCCCAUCCACAGAUCCCACCCCAGGGGCCCCUGAGAACACAGCCACGCCUGCUUCCUCUGAGGGAGAAAGCCCCAGCAGUGCCCCUCCAGAGGAGGCCCCCAGUGCAGGCCCCACAUGAGGGCCCAGGAAAGCCCAGGCCCACCGGGGCAGUGGAAGAGCCU